CUGUCUAGGCAUUUAGGUUCAGAUCAAAAUCAAGUUGAUGUAUGUGAAUUAGUACAAAGUUGUGAUAUAGGUGCAACUGCUUCUGGUAUCGGUCUUGGGAUUCCUGGUGCCAGUAGCAAUAUCCCUGGUAGUAGUCUACUGACAAUCGGUGGGCAGCCUGCUACAUUUGGACCUAAUUCAGUAGCAAAUGCAUUAAAUCCUUAUACUGCGGCAGGUGUACCUGCUACCAAUAAUCCUUUAUUCAGUGCCUCAGGAAAUGGAAAAUUUGCAUAUUCCACCACACCCGGAAUAUUGUACGAUGGCUUACUGAAAAAUUAUCCAUUACCAAGCACACUUCAUGAGCAGUGGAAAACGCAAAAUCAGUAUUAUACUUUCCAUCCACGUGCGUUACGUCGUGAACCUUCAACAACUGAAGAAAAACCAAGCGUUCUGGAAAUGGAACAUAAUUACUUGUUGAAACAUCGGGUUCAACCAUGGCCACAAGCAGCUCAAAAUUCCCGAGCCAGAUUUGAGCAUUAUCUUCGAAGUCAUACUGAUGAUCGAUCAGGACGAUUUGUAGCAAAUUUCCCCGCUCGGACACCGAAUCCUUUAUCAGUACCUGUUGCACGUAUACGUAGUGAAGAAAUUUGUAGUACUAGAAGUGAACCUGACCUUCGACCUAUGGCACUUGAUGACUUUUUUUCUUGCAGGUGGUUUGUGGCUUUAUUUGAUUAUUCACAUCACAUGAGCCCAAAUGCAAAUGCCGAACAAGAAGAAUUAUCAUUUCGAAAGCACCAACUUAUUAAGGUUUUUGGUGAUGUCGAUCAGGAUGGUUUUUAUACUGGGCAAAUUGGUCAUAGAAUUGGAUUGGUACCAUCCAACAUGGUAAUUGAAAUAGCAAAAGAUGAUUUAAUGCCACCACCAAGACGACGAUCAGAUGCUGCAGCACCGUUGGAACCGUCACUGAGACGAAUGCGAUGGGGUUCAUUAAAAUCAAGAAGUUAUGAUCAUGCUGGAGAUCGCCGACCACCACGUUAUAGGAUGUUAACGAUGGAAAGUGGUGAUCAGUAUUCAUCAAUGGAUCGACGUGAUCAUUCUUUACCUAAUAGACCAGGUGAUUACUUUUCACCACCAUCAUUUAGACGUAAUAUUGUGGGUGAUUAUGGACCAGUAUCGACAAGAAGUGAAUAUGCUGGAAGAGGUGCAAGUGGUGAUGAACAUGACAUGUAUCUUCCGUCAAAUGGAAGACAUCAACGAGAUUAUUAUGGUUACUCACGUGAGCACAGAUCACGUGAUACAGCAGAACGAGAUCGCAGGGAUUAUUAUGUUGAUGAAAGAGAUUUAGUAGAACGUGAAAGACAAGAAUUGUACGAAUCAGAAGGAUCUCGAGAUCUAAGAGAACGAGAUUUGCGCGGUGGUUACCGUGAUGUACGUGAAAAUCGAGAAACAAGAGAUUUUCGAGAUUUUCGAGAUGCAAAAUACCAACGUGAACAAAGUUUGGGAAGACGAGAACGGGAUUAUGCUGAUGAACAUGUUGAUCACAGGAUACGAGAUUAUAGAGAUACGCGUGAAUACAGGGAACCUCGGGAAAUGGGUGAUUUCAGAGAUAUGAGAAAGGAACGCGAACGUGAAGCAGAACAAAUUGCUAAAGACCCAAGGAGUUAUGAUAGAAGGAUGGAUUACGGUAGAUUAGAAAAAGCUCCUGUUCCGAUGCGGGAAUACGGUAUGCCGAGUGGUGGUGCUCAACCGUAUUACCCGCCUGAAAACAUUGCAUCUGUCGAGGAUUUAAGGCAUGGAAGAAUAAACGGUGAUAUAAUAGUACGGAAAUUUAUUGCUAAAUUUGAUUACGAUUCCCGUCAACUUAGUCCAAAUGUUGAUGCUGAACAAGUUGAGUUAUCCUUCCAUGCCGGAGAUGUUAUUACAGUAUACGGUGAAAUGGAUGAGGAUGGCUUUUUUAUGGGUGAACUGAAUGGUAUUCGUGGUCUAGUACCAUCGAAUUUCCUGCAAGCUUCAGCACCGAAUUCUUUGAUGCCUUCUCACAUGCCUUCUCAGCAAUUACAACAACAACAAUCCUCAGAAGCAGUGCCUUCUAUCACAAUUCCUGUUCCAGAUCAACAAACCAAACCAAAAGGUGUUGCCUUCCAGGAAAAUUCCAAAAAGCCAUUACUAGGAAGGCAAAGUAGCCAGAUAUCAUCAGCAACUAAAGCUGCCUCACAAAUGUCCAUGAAGUCAAAAACUGGAGCCACAUUCUCUAGCCAAAAAUCACUGGUGAAGAAGCAAGCUGAAGCUGGUUCUAAGUCUUCAAUAAGUCCCAGAAAACCAUCUCAACCUAAUAAAAAAGAAACUGGCUCUAAGUUUAAAGGUGUCUUCGUAAGAUACCCUCUGCAUUUGUUAAUAUUGCAUUGAAU
Thelazia callipaeda (thelaziosis nematode) is the source of this 2387-nucleotide messenger RNA. The record is from the annotation of a GenBank genome assembly. NCBI's taxonomy places the organism in Eukaryota, Metazoa, Nematoda, Chromadorea, Rhabditida, Thelaziidae.